This is a messenger RNA of Medicago truncatula (barrel medic), 4256 nucleotides long. RefSeq names its product acidic endochitinase. Gene Ontology annotation, cellular component: extracellular region. Gene Ontology annotation, molecular function: chitinase activity. Gene Ontology annotation, biological process: carbohydrate metabolic process. Bases 3225 to 4118 code for a protein of 297 amino acids. The transcript has a single exon. The record is from RefSeq and is a predicted model, not a curated record. NCBI's taxonomy places the organism in Eukaryota, Viridiplantae, Streptophyta, Magnoliopsida, Fabales, Fabaceae.
AUAACACUAGUGCAAAACUAUGGUUAGAAAUCAUUUCACACUUUCACAAUAGAGAGACUAGAGAGAUUUGAGAGAGAAAGAGAAGAAUAUAACAGAAGAGAAGAACCCAUUUGGAGAGAAGUGAAGAGGAGAGCUUGGAAUCACAAGAGGAAUGAAGAUUCUUGAAGAUUAGCUUAGCUUUGGAGGAAACAAUGUAAGGGGGAUAGGUAGAUUCUACUUAAUAAGCUAUAAUCUACUUUUUCACUUAUGGAUUGUAUGUGUUUUGGAUAAAUUAUGAUUUUAAUGAUUUUGGUUGUUAAUUUUCAUGCUCAUAAUUAAGUGAUGAAUUUGGGUAUGUGAAUUUGUGGUAAAAUUGUCGUUGAUGCUUAAUUUUCAUUGUUGAUAUCUGUUGAAGUGAUUACUUUGAGAAUUUGGCUUAAAAUGAUGAAAAUGAUGAUGUUUUUGUUGUUUGAUGAUGAAUUCAUGAAUUUUAUGCUAUGAAUGUUGUUGGGUAUAUGUUGGUGAUGAUAAGUCAUGAACUGGGUGAUGAUAAAUGUGUGGUUGUGGUUAAGUUGUUGUGUUUUGGUGAUUUUUGUAAAAAUGGAUCAAAAUUGGAGAAGGUUGAUUUUGAUGAAUUUGAGUGGAUUAAAGGGGUUGUUUUGAUGAAUUGAAUUGAGGAGAAUUUAUGUUAUCAAUCAAUGUGUUUUGGUGAGAAAUCGUUUGGAGAAAAUCGAGUUUUUGAGCUAAAAGCCGUUUUUAAGAACUUUUGAAAAUAAGUCAUUUUGGUUGAUUUGAAUAAAUUUGUUUUGGGUUAGAAAACUAUAUUUUGAGGUGAGAAUCAACUAUUUAAGUGUUUGGAACGAAAUCGAUGAAAACAGGAUCGAAAAUGGAUCAAAAAUCAGACAUUUUCCUGCGCGCGAAAACACGAAAACAUGCAACUUUGCUAUUAGAGCAGAGUACACGGUUUGCACCAGGAAGUGCACGACCCGUGCACAAGUUCCUGGACCUUCCGCUUUUGCCUGUGCAAAAGUGCACGAUCGUGCACUCUCUAGGUGGUCUGGAAACAGUGUUUUUUCGUACUUUUGGGGUUCCGUAUGUAUCCCUAUGAGUUCCUAAAACCUAAGCCUACUUGAAUAGAGUUUAAUUAGGCUUAUUUUAGUGGAUUAACAUGGCUUAUUCUUGAGGAAAAUAAUUGAUUUCAAAACAUGUUAAAAAUGAGACGAACUUGGAAAAUUUUGAGAAACGAAGAAACUUUGUGAAACGAAAAUGUCAUGAAUAAUUUUCCUAGAUGUUAGAUGAUAUGUAGGGAUGUCAUGAGAGUGUCGUUGAUGCUUUAAACCUUGUUUUGGUGAAAUAUUUGAAAAUCGGCAAUUUUGUGAAAAUAGACGAGCUUUAUUGAAAUGAGGUUUUAUGAUCGGAUAAUUUGUAAAUGGCUUUGUAUACAUGAUAGUAUAAUAAAAUAAGGAUGAAUCAAUGAUCAAUGACCAGGUCUAAAUGAUCAAUGAUGUCUAAAUGUAAAUCAAGUCCUUUUAAACUCUAAGCGAUCCUUUUAAUUAAUAUUUGAGUGUCAACUGUAAAUAAAAGAAUCUCACAUUACAUAAAAUGAACUUGUCAAAAACAUAUAAGUGAGUAAUGCUUAAUGCCUUAAAAUUAUGAAUGUAUGUAGCGUACAAACCCAUAUGUAUGAUUAUUCUUGGUUAAAUGUGGAGAUCUCGCUCUCUUUCAAACUCUCCUUGUGAUCUAAGAUUUAAUAUUUAUUCUCACAAAGAUGUUAUUGUAAAAAAAAUAAAAAAUAAGUUUUCGGUGGUAUUUGAAUCUAAAAGGAGCAUUAGACAUGCCAAAAGUAAAAAUAUAAACGAGGAUGUUUAGUCUUAAUUUAUUUUGAUCAUGGAGGUGAGCCACUGGUUAAAGAGGGUUCCUUAGGUCAUCUAUCUUUCAUUUUUGCGGUCAUUGUUCGGUGGGUUUGGCGUCAUCGAAAUCUCAUGUGUCUCCACAACGAGACUUAGACUGUCAGUCAUCUCUCCUACAACAUUCACAUUAUGGUAGAUUCUUUCAAUCUUUGUUUCAAAAAUAAUUCUCAAAUUGAUCAGGUUGACAGAUUCAUUAGAUGGAAUAAUGAUAAUUAUUCUUGUGUCAUUCUUAAUGUCGAUGGUAGUUGCAUGGGUACACCCGUGCGAGCUGGUUUUGGUAGAACUAUCCGAAAUAGUGUCGGAUACUACUUAUCAGGUUUUUCUGGCUGCAUCGAUGUUUCUUUUGACAUCCUGAGCUUUGUGCUAUCUACCAUGGGCUUAUUUUGCAAAAAGCUUGAAUAUAAUUGAGCUUGUUUGCUAUACCAAUCCUUGCGUUGUAUCAACCUCCUCAAAGGGCCACCAAUGAGAUACCAUAUUUAUGCUUUCUUGAUUCAAGAUGUUAAGGAUUUAAUUGGGUAAAGUAAUGUCAUUGUUUGUCAUACUCUUAGAGAGGGAAAUCACUGUGCAAACUUCUUUGCUAAACUUGGAGCUAAUUCGGAUACUGAGCUGCUCUAUCAUGCCUCUCAUCCGGAUGAACUCUUGCAUGUUCUUAGGAUGAACACAGUUGAAACCCUCUACUCUAGAGAGUAGUUCCUUCUGAUUUUUUUUAUUUCGUUGUCUUUUGCCUUGUAACAAAAAAAAAACACUUUAUCCCUUAAUAUAAGAGUUUGUUGACGUAAACCACGGGAAUUAAAAAAAUUGAUAACAAUAUUAAAUCUGUUAACAGUUUUUGUUGACAUAAUUAUAGGUAUACUGGUAAAAAAAAAUUAACACAUUUGAAAAUUUAAAAAUGGUUUUAUAGUAAAAAAGAUGUAGUGAGAAAAAAAAAACAAAAAAGAUCUUAUAUUUAAGGACAGAGAGUAUUGCAUAAACUUUGAUAAAAUAAAUUGCCUACACUCUGAUAUGAACUUUUAAACAAUAAAAUAAUUGAAUAGCUGUGACUACUUUUCUGUUUUCUGUAACUGAAAAUUUACAAAAGCAUAAUGCCAAGAAAAAGAGUAGCAAGAAAAAGAAACAGACAAGAGGGAUGUCAAUUGGGUCAGAAUCAAUGACUGCGUUUAAACCAUGGAACCCUUGCCAAUGUAACUGCCAAGCAACGCUCUUAUGAUCAAAAGGACCACAUACUUAGUAAUGUCACCCUUAUAAAGGCCACCCCCACAACUAUGAUUUGCCACAUAAAAUGAUCAACACAUAUAUCUUGUGAACAUUCAAUAGAUAUAGGCAACAACAACACACAUGAAAAUGGAAUUGAAAUCGACUAUCUCGUUCACAUUUUUCUCUUUACUCGUGUUAGCACUAGCGAAUGGUUCUAAUGCAGGAAAAAUUGCAAUCUACUGGGGCCAGAACGGAAACGAGGGCACGUUAGCUGAGGCUUGUGCCACAGGAAACUAUGAAUAUGUGAUCAUAGCCUUCUUACCGACCUUCGGAGAUGGCCAAACUCCGAUGAUUAAUCUAGCUGGUCAUUGUGAUCCAUACAGUAAUGGAUGCACUGGCUUAAGCUCAGACAUCAAGUCAUGUCAAGCCAAAGGAAUCAAAGUAUUGUUGUCGAUAGGAGGAGGUGCUGGAAGCUACUCAAUUGCAUCCACAAAAGAUGCAAACAGUGUAGCAACUUACCUUUGGAAUAACUUCUUGGGUGGAAAAUCUUCAUCUCGCCCUCUUGGUCCUGCUGUUCUUGAUGGCAUUGACUUUGAUAUCGAAGGAGGAUCAAGCCAACAUUGGGGUGAUCUUGCUAGGUACCUUAAAGGGUUCAACAAGAAAGUUUACAUAACUGCAGCUCCUCAAUGUCCAUUUCCUGAUGCUUGGAUAGGAAAUGCACUUACAACAGGACUUUUUGAUUAUGUUUGGGUACAAUUCUACAACAACCCUCCUUGUCAAUACAACCCUGAUGCAUUUAUGAACUUCGAAGAUGCGUGGAAGCAGUGGACAUCAGGUAUCCCUGCAAACAAGAUAUUCUUAGGGUUACCUGCUUCUCCAACGGCUGCAGGAAGCGGUUUUAUUUCCGCAGAUGAUCUUACCUCUACUGUACUUCCAGUUAUUAAAGGUUCUUCCAAAUAUGGUGGUGUUAUGCUGUGGUCUAGGUAUGAUGAUGUUCAGAGUGGUUAUAGCUCCUCCAUCAAGAGCCAUGUGUGAAAUCUAAAUAUAUGUGGUAGUUAUGUAUAUGUAAUACGUGAUAUUUAUUUGUGUGCUGGUUGGUGUAUGUUCAAAUAUCUAUGUCUAUAUAAUAUGACGAUGUUUUGUUGAAAUGAAUUCUAAUGUUGAACCAAGUUC